Pieris brassicae (large cabbage white) is the source of this 8235-nucleotide messenger RNA. Its product is annotated as UHRF1-binding protein 1-like. Bases 142 to 3891 code for a protein of 1249 amino acids. The transcript is spliced from 28 exons. The record is from RefSeq and is a predicted model, not a curated record. Lineage: Eukaryota; Metazoa; Arthropoda; Insecta; Lepidoptera; Pieridae.
AAGUGUAAACGUCAAAAAUUUUCAACGAAAAUAAAUCACUGUACAAAAACUUGAUUUUUUACGAUAAAUUACAAUUCGAUAUGUUUUUUGCAAAGAUUCUCUAAAUAAGUUCGAUAUUAGAAGGGUUAUCGACACUUCGAAAUGGUCACAAUAAUCAAAAACCAGCUAUUGAAACACUUAUCCAGAUAUACAAAGAAUUUAUCACCAGAACAAAUAUCAUUGUCAGCCCUUCGAGGCUCUGGUGAGCUUCAGGAUUUGACCUUAGAUGAAGAUUUAUUGACAGAAUUGUUAGAACUUCCUGGCUGGGUGCGCUUGACGUCAGCUAAGUGCAACCGUGCCUCUUUUAGAAUACAAUGGACCAAGCUAAAAACAGUACCCAUUGUUUUGAACUUAGACGAAGUGCACAUAGCAUUGGAAGUAUGUGCGGAGCCGCGGGUGAUGAAUCCCAAUGCGGCAGCGGCUAUGCCUGUUCCUGGGAAAUAUAGUUACAUACAUAAGGUCAUAGAUGGGAUCUCAGUGGCUGUGAAUCAUGUUCAAAUAGAUUUUAAUUGUGAUGCAUUCACCAGUAGUGUUCAGAUCUCAAGAGUGACGGUAGAGUCACGCACACCGGAUGGCAGAAAGGGUGAUCUAAGACUGACUAGAAUCAAGUCACCCGACACAGGACAGCUUCUUAUAUUUAAGGAAUUGGAGUGGCAAAGUGCCAGAAUAGAGGCGAAGGCUCAUGGGGUAGCGGCCGCUAAUUUGCCGCCUUUGCGUCUUCUACUUGGAACAACGCAUUGCCGGAUUGUGAUUAAGAAACGUCUGGCUGAUUGUGCCGUGCUCGGUUCGCGUUUAGUAUUGCGCCCUGAGCCGUUGGCGUGGGCGUUAACGGACGGACAGUUACGUGCAGCGGUCGCGUGCGCGGCCGCAUUGGCUGGACCAGUACAUAGAGCGACGCAGCUUGCUACUCGGACUAAAGCAGCUAAAAAGAUAGAAGAACCAUUGCAGCAAAUAUCGAGCCGAUCUAGUUCAAGCGAGCGGGACAUACUCGCUCGAAUGUUCGCUAAACAUGACGUACGAGAAACUUCUUACCAUUUGCUGGCACCGAGGAUCGAUUUACAUCUGUGUGAUGAUCCAGGAUUGGGUAGAUCAGAAAUGCCUCAACUGGCGAACGGCGGUGCUCUUCAAGUGACGCUGGUCAGUAUGCAGGCGGAUCUCUUCCCCUAUCACAAGGCUUCUGAUGAUAGAAGGCAUUGGAGGGGAUAUAGAGAAGCAGCAACUCCUCACAGUCAGUGGUUAUCGCAGGCUCUGUCGUCUUUCUGUGGAUCUCUGUUGGAUCUCUUAGAUCCCAAGCCGGUCACGCCCAGUGCAAAGCCUAGCAGUAAAGAAGAAAAAAAUGAAGAGUCGCUACCGAACGGCGUAAGUCACAAGCCGGCCUCGCAGACAUCCGCUUCUAAUGCUCCGUCCACACAAACUACCUCACAAGCAUCGCCAACAAGAACGAGAAUACUCCAGGAGUUGGGCAAACUGAUGACUACUUGCUUAGUUUUAAGAAUAGAUGACUUUACGGUUUACAAGGUAUCAACAGGUUCUAAGUCGAGGGAAGCCCCUCGACCACUUGUUAGCGCAGAAAAGGCCACAUUGCCCGGUGAUGCUGGCCUUUUACACGCUGAACUCACUUUCUUCUAUUAUCCGGGAGAUGUAUGCUUUCCUGUGCCAUCACCAAAAAUGUACGUACAAGUGUCGCCUGUGCGCGUGAACGUAGACGUACCGAGUAUAGUAUGGUUAACGGCGUUCCUUCCGCAUGUGGCCGCUGCGGUUGCUUCGACGAGUACAGAUGACUCAUCCACAUAUAUGGAUGUACGGUCGGAAGUUAUUAUGCCCAAGAUAGUGUUAGAAGCAGGCCCGGAACAUAUAUCCCAACAGCGUGACAGGCCCAAGGAGUUGCACGUUUGUACUGCACGGGUUACAUUCACAAAUGUACGGGAAUCAGCAAGAGCUAAUACAGCUGGCACAAGAGCGGAUUUAGCGUCCAUAAUCGCCGCUUUACGUCGCCUCACUCCACGCGGACAUUUUCCAUGCGCAGACGACGAUAUGGACCCCAUACACCAGCAGUUUGUUUUACAUGCAGACAGUCUAGACGACAUAGACCGCGGCAAUACAGUGACUCCUGAAUUACUUUGGCGCGAGAAUCGUUCAAUUUGGUGUGCAAGAGCUGAACCUCUAUGGAUCGACUUCAGCGGCGCAAGAGCUACUAAUUAUAAACCCUCACCUCUGCUUGACGCUACGCCUUUGACCGCUUGGUUAUGUUUUGAAGACGGCUUCAAUCGUAUCUGGAUGAUUGGCCGGACCUGUGGUUUGGCUGGUUUACAAAUUAACCACUACCAGCUACUGUUUCUACUGAGACAGUUGGAGAAGCUCUCGGAACUAGCAGCUUGGCUCUCGCACCAGGCUGGGAGGAUGCCUGAGGAUCCUGGCACAAUUGUGGUAGGAAUGGUGGUUCCAGCUGUGGAAAUGACGUUAGUGCUUCCAACGAGUUGUCCCGGACAGGAAACCUCUUCCAGAGAUCUGGAUAGCGUUCCACUGGACUCAUCCAGCUUACAGGACCUGAAAAUGGGCACCUCCCUAGGUUCCGAAUCCACGAUGGCUCCGUCAAUGAUGGACAGAGAUAGCGGGGUUCUAGCAACGCACUCUAUAGAAGUGUGCACGGCGCAGCCUUUGCCCGCUGAAGAACUAGCACCGCCCAGCCCUGGCCUUGGAUUUAGCAGUUUCUCGUCCAUGCGUCGAGGUCUGACAUCUCUAGUGACGUCAAUUGACAGCGCCUUGACCCGUGAUGAGGGCAGAAGUGACGCCGCAUCAACGGCGAGUUCUGACAGCGAGCGAUAUGUCGUUGUGGGACUUGCUGCUGAAUCACCCUUGGAUGCUGAUAUGGCAUUCAGGGAAUUUGAACACGGUCGCACUUGCAACAGUGGUGUGGAAAUGGCUGCGGAGGUGGUGGAAAGAUCUUCGUCACCUUCAGACCACUCCAUCACCAGCUCGUGCAAACGGAGAGAUUUGAUUUCAACGUGUACUUGGCGUCUGAACAACAUCUUCCUGGUGCAACAAAGUGUUCCGGGAAAAACGUCUUUACGUCUUACAGCAGAUGACCUUAACUCCGACGAAUGCUCUUCCAUGCCUUGGGAUGAAUUUCAGAGCAAAUUUUCAAUGCGUGCUCGGGCUUGGAACGAACCUGUUGCAAGCGAAGAUGACGUGAAACCGCGGGACAGUACGAAGAUAGCUGCUAGGCUUGUUAGGAUUGAACAGCCCAGAGAGUUGAAUGACAAGGGUGAACCAUCUGGACUGGCAGCAUUUGAAGAGUUACUUGAAGCUCAGAUUAAAGACUUGAGCAUGUCCUUAAAUAUGAGUACAGCACUUGCUCUGUCGGAAUUUAUUGAGGAUGAGGUGAUUGCACCCCCUGUGCCUUUGGAAGUUCUAAUAUCCAAUCUAAAACUCCACCUAAUAGAAGAUAGACCGACCAGGUCCAUUUCUUCCCCACCACCACAGCCGUUAGACUUGGAUUUAACUACCCUUCGACUCACGCGGGACAUGAAAGGCAUUGUCCACUUGGGACCGCCACAAGUUGAACCUCCUAAGCCACAGAAUCCACCAGAAUUGAAAGAGGCCAAAAAGGAGAUUGAGAGGUUGAAUAAGGAGAACGAGGAGUUGAGGAAACGGCUCGCUACUAUGGACAGGAUUUCGGAGGAUAAUCGGGAGUUGAGGGCUGUAGCUGAAGAAGUGUCGGUAUUGCGUCAUUGUGCACGCGCAGCCCAACAAGAAGCGGCGAACCUUUUAGCUGAUAAACAAGAAUUGUUGGAAAGUUUGCGAUUGAUGAUGGAACAAAAUAUGUCGACAACCUCCCGUGGGAAGAGGUAGCGUUCACCUUGCUCGCUGGACUGUACGGCGUGCUGUCGACAUACCAAGGAUUAGGCAUAUAUGUUCAACAAAAUUGAACUCGGGUAGCAGUUUAGUCGACCAUUAAUAUAAAAGUACUAUAAACAUUAUUUAGCAAAAUAUGUACUGGAUGUUGUGGGACUAUGGUUAAGGUGAUUUGUAAAACGGUUGCCAUGGUAACGGUUAAAUGAAGCCAUUUCUAGUGUAUUUUUCAGAAUGUGACAUAACCUAACUAUUUGAGGUUUAUAGUACGUUUUAGAAUAGGAUAUAUCUAUAUCUAUUUUGCCUGAAUUAGUUCGUUACGUCCUGUACGCACCCAUAAAAGGAACGAUACGUAAAAUAAAAUAAAUACGGGCGUAUUUAGGACUGAAAGAAGACUAAGACUAAGGUGUCUAAAACUGAAAUCGUAUCAACGUAUACAUGACGGAACUGUCGGAGCUAACUAGCUUAAUUUGCCGUUCAAUCAUCAGCCUAGCCUCUUAAAAGUGCAGUUUAACUAGCGGCCUGAAUGAUGUUCAUCCAGUGGAUUAAACAGCUAGGCGAGACUGGGAUCGAUGACGUUUCAUUACUUGCCUGUUGACUAAUUUAAAUUUAGUUCCACUCUCUGCCCCUAUCAAACGAAACUCUUAACGUUGACAAACCACAACUUUGAUGGUGUUUUCUAUUGUUAAUUUCAAACAACAAGAACAAUGACAGAGUAAAGUGACAAUAAUAAUGCGAAUUUACCUGUGACUGACUCUGGCAAUUUUUUUUUUUAAAUAUUGUUUUAUGUCAGAUGUGUCAACUUUUUUUCUGACCGUAUGAAUGGCCUUAGCCAGCCAUUUAAAUGUUGUUACGAACGCUACGGCUAAAUAUCUUUGAGGCCGCAAGUUAAACGGCGCUGUGUAGUUAAAAGGCUAGGCUGUUAAUUGAACGGCUAAUUAAGCUAGUUGGCUGCGACAGAACUAUCAUAAAAUUCGCGCUUCUGACGUUUCCAAAUCAGCUAUAUAUACAACAAUACAAAAACGAAUAAGAUAAAAUCACCGUUCUAAUACUAAAUUCGAUCAUUUAUGUAUUCUGUAGAAAAAACGGUUUCAAUAUGAAAAUCUACGAGUCUUUAAAACGACAACUGAUGAUUCAAAGGCUUAGGAUGAGAGAUUAUGAGCGAUGACAAAAAUUUGCCAAAUAAUGGGGUAAUUGGAUGUGAUGAGCGAGCCCGUUUAAAAUAUCAUCCCCAAAAAUUAUGAAGCUACAAACAGUUGAAUAACCGCUGGCUUUGGAGCAGUGAUUUCCGAAAUGGUGCCACGUCCCGUGGGGGUACUAUUUUAUUAAAAUUAUUUGGAAUUUGGAUUUUAGAUUGGAUUCAUAUUCAGUAUAUGUUUUGAAAAUUUAAUUACUGUGUUUAAAUAACAAUUUCCUAGUGAUUUUAGGGAUUUCAUUAUCAUUUAAGUUUCUUAAGUGAACCAGUAAUAAUAUUAAAAAUUAUAUGUUAUGUCAUAAGAAUUUUAGAAAGGCUAUGGUGGGGCAUGGUACAAAAAAUGUUGGUUAAUACUAGCUUAGAGGAUCUGGUAUUAAGUAAUCUUUUUAAAAAUCGGUGAAAGUAUAAUGAGACUAAGAAAAAUGCGAAAAACAUUUCAACGCGAAAUUUACCUAAUUUCGGCAGUACCAAGAGACAAUACUGGCAAUAUUUUGAAAUGUUGCUAUAUCAAAAAUAAAUAUUAGGGAUGUAAUAACAUUUUAUGAAGACUUGUGAAAGGUCAAAAAUGUAAAAACAUUUCGAUGAAGAUUUAUCGGAAAUAAUAUACAAAAGAAAAUCAUUGUUUCAUCAAAUUAAUUCACAAGCAAUAACACUUGUGUUCCACAUACAUUACAUAUAACGUGGGUUCAUGUGAAUAAAUUAUUUGCCUUAGAAAUAUGUGGGCUAUGGGGACAGGCUCUUGGAUGACCUCAUGCCUAUGAAUGGGACUAUACAUAACAGUUAUUUUUAUAUUAAUCGUCUCGCCAGUGAUCUUUGUUAUACUGUAAAAUAAUAACGAUAAUAUUUGAUUUAGAUAAAUGUCGUUUUGUAUCUGUUGAAUUAAAGAUUGACAAAUAUUAAAAUGAUGUAUGAGAUGACAUUUCGAAAAAAUACCUUUAAUACUUUGCGUGAUGUUGAAAAAAUCCAACGCAAGAAAAGAAAAAAAUGUUGAAUAAAACUAGGGAUGCAUCGAUACGCUUUUUACCGAUACGAAACCGAUGCCGAUACUCUUAAAGAAAUAUCAUCGAUAUAGAUACCAACGCUUAUUGAAUUAAAAUUAAUUAAAGGUAAAAUAUAUCAAGUUUGGUUAAAAGUUUUUAAUUUUUAUUAAAAAUAUAAACAGUCACAAACUUUGAAUAAGAUUAAAGGUAUAGUUAUUAAAAUUACGAUUAAAAUAAAUAACUGUUAAUAAUGAAAAUUAACAUAGAUAAGAUUUUUUUUAAUUCUGUAUUUUAUUUGAUUUGGUAUCGAACAAAUACUAAUCGCGAUAGCGGUUAAAAGCCAACUAAAGUGUCGAGCGAAAUGGAAUACGCGGGGACAGCGGGUGAGAGAGACAACAAACUGAAUAAAACGCGGGGCUUCCUCGGGCACAGAUAGUCCGUGCCUCGUUUGCAACGAACUACAUCAAACAAGAUUCGCGUUGGUAUUACUUUUUUAAAGUGCGAAAUUUCAAAAGUAUCUACAAUUAAAAUAUUGCCGAUGCCGAUAUAUCGGUAUAGAUAUCGGGAUGCAUCCCUACAUAAAUACUCUUCCAAUAUUAUUCCUUGAUGUUUUUAAACUUGUAUUUUGCAACAAAAUCUUGAUUUUUACGUGUGUCAAAUAAUUUUAUAGUCAAAAUAUUGCUAGAUUAAUUUUGACUUAAAUACAAUUUUCUUUUAUUAUAAUAUUUUGGUUGGUAAAUAUAGUUAUAAACUGUCUAGAAAAAAUUAACAAGUGUCUAUUACAUUGACGUAUAGAAAAAAAGCAAAACAUUUUUAAAGACUUAACAGAAUUUUUUGUAGAAUGUAAUUAAAAAUGUACUUAAGAUUUCGACUGUUCUCCAUAUUUGAUGGGCCCUUUACGUUAUGCGAUUUAACGUUGUGCCAAGAAGAAGAGGUAAAGUAAAAUAAAUAUUUUUUGUAAGAUUAAUUCUAUGAAAUAUCAGAACUAUAGUACCAAUUUGACUUUUUUUUUCUUCUUUUUGGCUCUGGCACGGUUUGUGCAUUAGCCAGCGUCAAGUAUACCAAUUAUACUUGAUUGAUAAAUAAGCAAUAAGACAGUUUGCAACAAAGUUACCCCACAGGAAUAUUUUUUCCAAUAAAUAGGGAGAUUAUAUUUUAUGUAUUAUAUAAUCUCCCUAUUUUAGUAUAUUUGGUAUGUUUGUAUUUGUUUGUGUUUAGUAUUUUUGACGUUUAAAAAAAAAGUAAUUCCUUAUUAUCAUAUAAACUCUAUAUUGAAUACUCCCUCUACGUUACAUAUCUAGGAGUAUAGUUUAUUGGAAAUUGUGCCUGUAUCGAUCAUAAUCAUUUAUAAAUGCUUCAUAAGUGUUGUGUCACUAUUACAAUAUUAUAUAAAUCGAAGUAUAUACUCGUAAGUUAGAUAGUAUUUGAUGGUAAUUUCUUAAUGGGCGAAUUUUUUUAUAUAAUUGUAAUGUUUUUUGCUACGGUUACUUCAUUUAUAGCGAAUCCUAUUGACGUUGUAGUCAUCUUAAUAUAGUGCAAUAUAUAUUAAUUAUAACAAUAUAAUAUAUACAUCAUUUUUAAUAAAAUAUGUCUAUACUUUUUAUCUAAUUAAGCAUUGUACAUCAUAAGAAAUUGUGUGUCCAUUUAAAUUUCAAACAAUACAUAACUAAUAAAAAAAAGUAAAUAGUAUUCACGUCUUAUAGGUAUGGUUAUUACAUUAUUUAACAACGUUAGUUCCUGGUUUCGUUGUGGAACAAAAAUAUAAUAGGUAACAUUCACUAAGUUUGGGUUGUUUAAGAAUAGAAAUGUUGACUUUUUAUUUAUGAAAUUAUUUCUAUCAAUAAAAUAAUUAUUAUCCGAGUACUUACUUCCAUGAUUUAUAUUGCAUAUUAGUAAAAACAAAAGCCAUUCAAUAGUGAGCGACUUUUUCAUUGAUUAAGUAAGUACAAUUAAUAAUUAUAAUCACUAAGGUUUUUAAAGAAUUAAAAUAUUUUAUACAAAGUUUACAAAACAUUUCAUUUAAACAAAUAUGAAAGAUCUCCAUUUCUGAAACUUAUUAGGACUUUGUUGCAUUUCCAAUACAUUACGGUAAGAAUGUUGUAUGUAUUGUAACUUGUAAGGGAUUUUUAUAUAUCUACUCUCGUACGCCUAUAAUAUACAAAAUGAAAU